UAACAUAUGUUAUAUGUGUUGUCUUUUUUUUGAUUGCUAAAAUAGGUGAAAAUAGAGAAUGCCACAAGACAUCUGGUGAACCUAUUGAGGAAUUCCCUGGGUUCAGGUCCUUCAAACAUUAAUGCUAGUGUUUCUCAAAGUGAUGAAAUGCCGGCAGGCCCUAGGACCUUUGAGGCUGACAGAGUGCAAGCUCCAAGAGGAUGCCAGGCAGGUCCUAGAACCGUUGAGGCUGGCAAAGUGCAACAGGAUAUGGCCAGAGCAUUUCCAGGCCUUUUUAAAUCUAAAGCUGGAGGAAAAGUUACAAGAAAAAGGUGUAGAAAAUCUACUCCUGUGCAGUUCUUUCUCCUGGAUGAAUAUAGAGAGAGAACACCAAAAGGAAGUAAAGAAAUGGUCCUUCUCCAGGCAGGAUUGGGCCGAAGGACAAUUAGCGUGCCUGAAGAAGCUAAUCAUGCAGAGAUUUCAUCGCUCUUUUGUGAAGUCUUCCCAAAACUGAGAGAAUUAGAUGGGGCUUGGAUGAUAUACAAAGCAGCUGGUGGAUCUGGCCAACGUUCACUGACAGUAGUGUCACCUGAUGCAGAGGGCUACACUGGUCUUAAUAUAAUCAAGGCAGCAGGAGGAAAGGCAUGCCUCUACAUAAUGCCAAUUCAGCAUAAAUUAGAUACUUCACCAUUACCAUUGUCAGCCAAAGAAUUUGAAAGUAUGCCUAAAGCCAACUGCAUUACCUGUCAGGCUUACGUGCCAAUACAGCUGCUAGCUUUUCAUGUGGCCGAAUGUAAGCAAAAUAGCAUCCAUAAUUGUGAGAUAAUCUCUGAUGAUGAUUCCAGUUUGGAAUCCACCAUUCAUGAUUUUGAUAAAGAUGCAGUCUCAAAUGAACCACCAGCAGUCUCCACAUCCAUAGCUGAUGUCAAGGGAUCCUUAAAUGAGCUUCCAACAGUCUCCCCGUCUGUGGAGGAUACAAAGGUUGCCUGUCCAGUUUGCCUGGAUUUGUUCUCGAGAGACUAUGUGGAACUUCACGCAAGCAGUUGCGGUGUAAGCCUUGUUGAGGAAUUUGAAAAGUUGCUUGAGAGUGAGGUUGCAGAUAAAGUAGUGGAAAAGAUGAGAGAGAAACCAUGUAAAAGCUUGUCUGAUAUCCUCACAGAGCUUGCAGAUUGUGUAGACCACACAUCAACCUUUAAUGUAAGUGUUACGAGAGAAGGUCUGUAUGAAAGGUCCAUGUUGCAGUGGAAGCGGCAAAAAAAUUCCUCUCCCAAGAAUAUUCUCUCUAUUAAUUUCCUCGGAGAGUAUGGAAUAGACAGUGGAGCUCUCCGAAAAGAAUUUCUAACAGAAAUGCUGAGAGGAAUAGAAUCACACCUUUUUGAGGGAGGAGACACAGGGAAAGCUCCGAAGUACUCCAUUACAGAUUAUAUGAAUGAUAAUUUCAAGACUUGUGGAGAGAUUUUUGCUGUGAGUGUAGCACAAGGGGGCCCACCACCCAAUUUUUUUAAGAAAUGGUGCUAUGACUACAUCUGUUCAGGCACUAUUAACAAGGAGGAGAUGUCCAAAGACAAUGUUACAGAUCCUGAGCUCAUAGAGCUUAUUGAACAGAUUGAUGCUGCAGAUACAAACUCUAUAACCAACCUAUCCGAAAGAAUUUUGGCAAGCGGAUAUUCAGGACCUAUUAUCCAUGAGCGGAAGGCAGCGAUUAUUGAUGCCAUAGUUCUGCACUCCGCGGUACGGAUAAUUCCAGUGUUGCAGCAGAUCUGUGACGGAUUGAAACUGUAUGGCUUCCACAACUUACUGACUCAUCAUAGUGAUACUUGCCUGCAGCUCUUUGUACCUGGACACCUGAAAAAGGUGGAUGCAGAAUUCCUUGAGCUUGCCUUGGCUCCUGUCUUCAGUGUGGAAGGCUCACUCAGACGCCAUACAGAGUGUCGCAUUAUAAACUUCUUACAGGAUUUUAUUCAGAAGUUAGAGGAUGAAGAAGAACUUGCCACUCCAGAGAAGAAGGGCACGAGCAAUACAAGUAACUGCAUCACUGUAGGCAGCUUCCUCCAGUGGCUCACGGGACAAGCACAUAUUCCACUGAUUGCAUCACAAAGGGAAGGCUUUAAAAUUCACAUUGACUUUGACCAUGAUUGUAAUGUACGUUAUGGUAAUCACAACAUAUGCUAUCCCGUUGUCAAUGCUUGUGCGACCUCCAUAACUUUUCCAACAAAACACAUUGCAACAUAUCAGGAGUUCCAAGACAUAAUUUCAGAAGCAAUAAAUGGUAGCCAAGAGUUUGGUCGGCACUAGAUUCUUACAACACUAGUGUGUUAUUCCCAUGAUAUAUUGUUGGGAGUUUUUCGAGUAAUAAAUGCUGUACGUUUUAAUGUUAUGACAGCAGUAACUGAGUUCUAACUGAAUUGGUUUAACAUCAUUCACAAGCUAAACCAGGGUUCACCAAUCCUGCUCCUAGGGUGCUGGUGUCUCUGCAGAGUUUAGCUCCAACCCUAAUCGAACACACCCCUAAUCGAACACACCUAAAGAAGGUUACUCUGCAGAGAUACCGUCCCUUCAGGAGCAGGAUUGGUGAUCCCUGAGCUAAACAAAUGAUGAAAAUGAUUUUCAUGAGACAAAUGAUUUCAUAUGAAAUUGUAUAAUGUUCAUUAUAUUGUUCAUAUUGAUGAAUCGCUACAAUUUUGGAGGCAAAAUUACUUUGCAUUAUUGCUUUGUAGUAAAAGUUUUUAAAAUUGUUAUGAGAAAAUACUAAUUUCUUCAACUACUUGAAUUGAUCAAAUAAACAGUAAAU
Misgurnus anguillicaudatus (oriental weatherfish) is the source of this 2770-nucleotide messenger RNA. Its product is annotated as G2/M phase-specific E3 ubiquitin-protein ligase-like. The record is from RefSeq and is a predicted model, not a curated record. Gene Ontology annotation, molecular function: ubiquitin-protein transferase activity. Lineage: Eukaryota; Metazoa; Chordata; Actinopteri; Cypriniformes; Cobitidae.